Messenger RNA from Sabethes cyaneus, 1440 nucleotides. Its product is annotated as aggrecan core protein-like. Lineage: Eukaryota; Metazoa; Arthropoda; Insecta; Diptera; Culicidae. The record is from RefSeq and is a predicted model, not a curated record. The transcript is spliced from 4 exons. Bases 1 to 1440 code for a protein of 479 amino acids.
AUGCAUACCGGGCAGACUGGUGUCGCAGCGUGCCCGAACCGGUAUCUGGCCGAUCUUGGAAGUCUGGCUGGUCUUGAAAGUCUGGCUGGUCUUAGACACCUGGCUGGUCUUGAAACUCUGGCCGGUCCUGAAAGUCUGGCCGUUCUUGGAAGUCUGGCCGGUCUUGAAAGACUGGCCGAUCCUGAAUGUCUGGUCGGUUUUGGAAGUCUGACCGGUCUUGGAAGCCUGGCUGGUCUUGAAACUCUGGCCGGUCCUGAAAGUCUGGUCGUUCUUGGAAGUCUGGUCGAUCUUGAAAGUCUGGCUGGUCUUGAAAGUCUGGCUGGUCUUGGAAACCUGGCUGGUCUUGAAACUCUGGCCGGUCCUGAAAGUCUGGCCGUUCUUGGAAGUCUGGCCGGUCUUGAAAGUCCGGCUGGUCUUGGAAGUCUGGCUGGUCUUGAAAGUCUGGCUGGUCUUGGAAACCUGGCUGGUCUUGAAACUCUGGCCGGUCCUGAAAGUCUGGCCGUUCUUGGAAGUCUGGCCGGUCUUGAAAGUCUGGCCGAUCCUGAAUGUCUGGUCGGUUUUGGAAGUCUGGCCGGUCUUAGAAGCCUGGCUGGUCUAGGAAGUCUGGCUGGUCUUGAAAGUCUGGCUGGUCUUGAAAGUCUGGCUGGUCUUGAAAGUCCGGCUGGUCUUGGAAGUCUGGCUGGUCUUGAAGGUUUGGCCGGUAUUGAAAGUCUGGCCUGUAUUGAAAGUCUGGCCGCUGAUGAGAGUCUGGCUGGUGUUGAAAAUCUGGACCGCCUUGAAAAUCUGGCCGGUCUUGGAAGUCUGGUCGGUCUUGAAGAUCUGGCCGGUCUUGGAAGUAUGGCCGGUCUUGGAAGUAUGGCCGAUCUUGGAAGUCUGGCUGGUCUUGGAAGUCUGGUUGGUCUUGGAAGCCUGGCUGGUCUUGAAACUCUGGCCGGUCCUGAAAGUCUGGCCGUUCUUGGAAGUCUGGCCGGUCUUGAAAGUCUGGCCGAUCCUGAAUGUCUGGUCGGUUUUGGAAGUCUGGCUGGUCUAGGAAGCCUGGCUGGUCUUGAAACUCUGGCCGGUCCUGAAAGUCUGGCCGUUCUUGGAAGUCUGGUCGAUCUUGAAAGUCUGGCUGGUCUAGGAAGUCUGGCUGGUCUUGAAAAUCUGGCCGGUCUUGGAAGACUGGCCGGUCCUGGAAAUCUGGCCGGUCUUGAAAGUCGGGUCGGCGUUGAAAGUCUGACCGGAAUUGAAAAUCUGGACCGUCUUGAAAGUCUAGUGCCGAUCUUAAAAGAGUCUGAUCUGGCCGUUCUUGGAAAUCUGGCUGGUCUUGGAAGUCUGGCUGGUCUUGAAAGUCUGGCCGAUCCUGAAAGUCUGGUCGGUGUUGAAAGUCUGACCGAAAUUGAAAAUCUGGACCAUCUUGAAAGUCUAGUGCCGAUCUUAAAAGAGUCUGGCCAGUCUUGA